This is a messenger RNA of Lethenteron reissneri (Far Eastern brook lamprey), 1750 nucleotides long. RefSeq lists its product as uncharacterized. The record is from RefSeq and is a predicted model, not a curated record. NCBI's taxonomy places the organism in Eukaryota, Metazoa, Chordata, Hyperoartia, Petromyzontiformes, Petromyzontidae.
UGAGAGGCGACCCUAACUGAAUAAAUUAAUAAAUUAUGUUGAUGUUUGCGAUCAUCAACAUUAUCAAUAAACAUCAUUUACACCAUCAUAUACAACAACAUCAUCAGCAUCAACAACAUCAUCAGCAUCAGCAACAUCAUUAAUAACAUCAUCUACACCAUCAUCAGCAACAUCAUCACCACCCCUAGCAUCAGCAGCAAUAUCAUCAACAUCAUCAGAAGCAGCAUCAACAACAUCAUCAGCAUCAACAACAUUAUCAGCAACAUCAACAACAACAUAAUCAGCAAUCAGCAUCAACAACAUCAUCAGCAGCAUCAACAACAACAUCAGCAUCAACAUCAUCAUCAGCAUCAACAACAACAUCAGCAUCAACAACAACAUCAGCAACAACAACAACAGCAACAUCAACAACAACAUCAACAACAUCAACAACAACAUCAUCAACAACAUCAACAUCAACAACAUCAUCAGCAUCAACAACAACAUCAGCAACAUCGUCACCAUCUAGAACAGAGGGGAGGGAAGACUGCGGCCUAGUCGGCCUCGGGCCAUCCCGAGUUUUCCUAGCGGACCCGCCGCGCCCGGAGCGCCUCCCCCGGCAGGAGUCGGGAUCGAAUAACGGCAGACAGAGCCGGCCAUGAAGCCGGUCCUCAUCUCACUGUUCGUCUUCCUCCUUCUGGAUGCGGCGUUGGCUGUCAAGCUCCAGCUCACUCUCCCGAAGAGUCUGUCUGUGAGGGAGGGAGAGAACGUCACUCUCCCCUGCUCCUUCUCCCCACCGGCCACACACCUGGACCACGUCGUCGUCCAGUGGUUCACGAUGCCCAGACGCUACGCAGAGAACGUCACCAGUGGAGACAUGACCUUGAUCUACUUCUCGGGCGACGAGACGGCGGACGACUCGAGCGUCGCCAAGUCCGCGGGAGACGUGCUCGCGGGAGACUGCUCCGUCGGCAUCCCCAACUUCCCCGGGAGCCUCGGCCCCGUCGCCCUGUGCCGCGUCGACUGCCGCCGCUGUGACGCCGCGGGGAACGCCGCCGUGCAAGCGGAGCUGCUGCUGCAGCUGCAGGACGUGACGGCUGCGGCCCCACGGCGGCCACACGGCGGGGCUCUGAGCGAGGCCACCGCCGCCCCUCCAGGGGAGACGCCGCCGCACAGGGCAGGGCUGCUGGUGGCCGGGGUGCUGGCGCCUGUGGCUGUCGUGGUCUACGUCGUCUCCGUCUGCAAGGGGAACAACACGAGGAGGAGGAGGAGGAGGAGACGCCGUCGGCCUUCAGGGCCCGGGCAGCCGGAUCGCCCGGCCCCCCCUGGUGAAUGAGCAUUGACUGGCGCUGGGAAUGCAGAACGUGCGUAGGGACAGGUACGUAGACGCGCAGCCGCCGAUGGACAGACGCGAAGAGAGAACAGGACGAGUGUCGGAGACCUUCGCCGUGUGAUGAUGUUCAGGCAGCUCGAUGGUCGGCACGGGGAGUGGGUCGCACACACACACAUGCACACAUACACUCACCCCCACACACUCACACACUCACACCCAUACAGUUACACAGUCACACACCCCCACACACACUCACACACUCCCACACUCCCACACACUCACACACACACACCCACACUCACACUCACUCUCACACACACUCACUCUCACACCCAUACAGUUACACAGUCACACACCCCCACACACACUCACACUCCCACACACACACUCACACACUCCCACACACUCACUAACACACCCACCCACACACUCACCCCC